AGAAACUUGCGGCAAUUCGCCACCCAAGCCUCACGUAUAGGCGACAAGAAAGUAGAUAUGUCCUUGAUCGAAGCCGGUCAAGGAAAGUACGUCAACUACCAACGUAUUGAAGAUAACCUCAACAUUGUUCGUUCACGUCUCAACCGUCCUCUCACACUCUCCGAGAAGAUCGUCUACGGUCACUUGGAUAACCCAGAAGAGCAAGAUAUCGAGAGAGGAAAGACUUACCUCAAGCUCCGUCCAGACCGCGUUGCUUGUCAAGAUGCUACCGCCCAAAUGGCUCUCCUUCAGUUCAUGUCAGCUGGUCUUCCUACAACUGCCGUCCCAACUACCGUCCACUGUGAUCACUUGAUCGAAGCACAAGUUGGUGGUGUUGCUGAUCUCGCCCGUGCAAACGAUCUCAACAAGGAAGUUUUCGACUUCUUGUCAACCGCUACAUCAAAGUACGGUAUCGGUUUCUGGAAGCCUGGUUCAGGUAUCAUCCACCAAAUCGUUCUUGAGAACUAUGCUCUUCCAGGUCUCCUUAUGAUCGGUACAGACUCACACACUCCAAAUGCUGGUGGUCUCGGUAUGGUUGCAUGUGGUGUUGGUGGUGCCGACGCCGUUGACGUCAUGGCUGAUCUCCCAUGGGAACUCAAAUGUCCAAAGGUUAUUGGUGUCAAGCUCGAGGGUAAGAUGAGUGGAUGGACCACUCCAAAGGACAUCAUCUUGAAGGUCGCUGGUAUCCUCACUGUCAAGGGUGGUACCGGUGCUAUCAUCGAGUACUUCGGUCCAGGUGUCGACUCUCUCUCCUGUACCGGUAUGGCUACCAUCUGUAACAUGGGUGCUGAAAUCGGUGCUACCACCUCCCUCUUCCAAUUCAAUGACCGUAUGGCCUCAUACUUGACUGCCACCGGUCGUCAAGCUCAAGCCGACUAUGCUAAGCAAUUCGCACCAAACCUUGUCCGUGAUUCAGACGCAGAAUACGACCAAACCAUCACCAUCAACUUAGAUGAGUUGGAACCACACAUCAACGGUCCAUUCACCCCGGAUCUUGCUACCCCACUUUCAAAGUUCGCUGAUGAAGUCAAGAAGAACAACUGGCCAAGUGAAUUAAAGGUUUCCUUGAUUGGUUCAUGUACCAACUCUUCCUACGAAGAUAUGACUCGUUCAGCUGCCAUUGCCAAGGAGGCAUACGAUGCUGGUCUCGUCGCUAAGUCCAAGUUCACUAUCACCCCUGGUUCAGAGCAAAUUCGUGCUACCAUCGCCAGAGACGGUGUCAUCGAAAACUUCGAAAACGUUGGUGGUAUUGUCCUCGCAAACGCCUGUGGUCCAUGUAUUGGUCAAUGGGACCGUCAAGACGUCAAGAAGGGUGAAGCCAACUCUAUCAUCACCUCAUACAACCGUAACUUCACUGGUCGUAACGAUGCUAACCCAGCCACCCACGCAUUCGUUGCCUCCCCAGACCUUGUCACUGCCAUGGCUUUCGCCGGUGACCUCACCUUCAACCCAAUGACUGAUAGCCUUAAGACUGAUGACGGCAAGGACUUCAAAUUCUCCGACCCAGCUGGUUACGAGCUUCCACCAAAAGGUUACGAUGCCGGUGAGAACACCUUCCAAGCUCCAGCGGAAAACGCACAAGAAGUCUCAGUCGCCGUUGACCCUAACUCACAACGUUUGCAACUCCUCGAACCAUUCGACAAGUGGGACGGUAAGGAUCCAGAAGACCUCCCAGUCUUGAUCAAGACCCGCGGUAAAUGUACCACUGAUCACAUCUCUGCUGCUGGUCCAUGGUUGAAAUACAGAGGUCACUUGCAAAACAUCUCCCAAAACUGUCUUAUUGGUGCCAUCAACGACGCCAACGGCAAGGCCAACUCAGUAGAGAACCAAGAGACCGGUGAAUGGGGUCCAGUCCCAACUGUUGGUGCUUGGUACCGUGACCACGGCCUCAAAUGGGUCGUUGUCGGUGACCACAACUACGGUGAAGGUUCAUCUAGAGAACACGCUGCCCUUGAACCAAGAUACUUGGGUGGUGCAGCUAUUAUUACCAAGUCAUUUGCACGUAUUCACGAAACCAACUGUAAAAAACAAGGAUUGCUUCCUCUCAACUUCAAGAAUGAAGCCGACUACGACAAGGUCCAACCAACCGAUAAGAUCAGCUUAAAGGGUGUUAAGGACAACUUUUACCCAGGUUCUGAAAUCACUAUGAUUUGCAAGCACAAGGAUGGCUCAGUUGACGAAUUCCCAUUGACUCACUCAUACAACCAAGAGCAAAUUGCAUGGCACCGUGCUGGUUCAGCAUUGAACCUCAUGAAGGAGCAAGCCAAGGCUGCAGGUAAAGCUUAAGCAGCUCAAUGAAUAUUUCAGGUCACGCAUUAAUUAAAGUAAACUAACAUCUACAAUCACUCAAACUUGUUUCUUAUUGAAUGUAUUUUUUCUUUCACAAUAUUAUUAUUAUGAUAUUAGUAUGAUAUGC
Messenger RNA from Wallemia mellicola CBS 633.66, 2455 nucleotides. RefSeq names its product aconitate hydratase. Gene Ontology annotation, biological process: tricarboxylic acid cycle. The record is from RefSeq and is a predicted model, not a curated record. Gene Ontology annotation, molecular function: aconitate hydratase activity; 4 iron, 4 sulfur cluster binding. The coding region runs from base 58 to 2325 and encodes 755 amino acids. The transcript has 6 exons. Lineage: Eukaryota; Fungi; Basidiomycota; Wallemiomycetes; Wallemiales; Wallemiaceae. Gene Ontology annotation, cellular component: mitochondrion; cytosol.